UUGUUGUUGUUGUUGUUGUUGUUGUUAAUAUUAAUAUUAUUAGCUGCCCAUCUGACUGGGUUGCCCCAGCCACUCUGGGCAGCUCCCAACAAAAUAUUAAAAACACAAUAAAACAUCAACCAUUAAAAACUUCCCUGGACAGGGCAGCCUUCAGAUGUCUUUUGAACAGCCGGUUGGAGCAUAUUACACUGAUCCUGGCUCAACUGCACUAGCUGCCACCGUUCCUGGGCCCAAUUCAAAGUCCUGGUUCUGACCUAUAAAAACUUAAAACAGCUCAGGACUGCAAUACGGUACUUCAAGGACUGCCUCUCCCCAAAGGAACUUCCCCAGAUCCUGUGAUCAUAAUCUGAAGUCCAGAGAGAUCUGGAGGGCAGCAACAUGGGAAAGGGCUUUUUCUACACUGGUUUCCCUCUUUUAGGAUGCUCUCCCCAGGGAAGCUAAUCUGAUGUCUUCGGUUACAUAUCUUAAGGUACUGGGAAAACACAUUCCUCUUCUCUCAGGCCUUUGGCUAAUUAAAUAAUCUGUGGCUUUUGAAUGUGCUUGUGGGAGAGGCUUAUUGGUUUGGUUCUGUUCUUGUUUUAUUAUGCAUUUUGUGUGGUUGUUGUUUUUCGUACUUUUAUUUUGUGAACUACCGCGUGAUCUUCAGGUGAAGGGUGUUAUAUAAAUAAAAUAAACCCUGUGGGGUAGGUUAGCUUGAGAGACAAGGACUGGCCCCAAGGCCACCCAGUGAGAUUUAUAUGGCUGCGUUUGGACCCUGGGCUCUCAGGUGCUAGUCCAGUGCUCUUACCAGUACACCACAUUGAGUUGUGUUUGGAGGUUCGGGACAUAGAAGGCCUGAGAAGAGCAAGCAAGACCCUUGCCCCAUUUCACAGCAGGGCAGCUGGCCCAUCCAGGACCCCCCUCCCCAUUCUAACUUGAAUCAAUUAAUGAUAGCUGUACUUCUGUUAGAAUUAGUGCCUCCCUUGACCAGGUGCCAACUCUCCUUCCUUUGUCCCAGUCUUGUGUUCAUUUAUGCGUUGCUUCACGUGGCGACAUUGUGCUGGGGAAGGGGGUGGGGAUGGGCCGCAGAAGCGUGCGGUGAAAUAAUUAAAAGAAAUGGGGAGAAAGACAUUGAGAGGAAAACAGGAGAGGGAGAGAAAACUCCCCAUUCCUGAUGGACACAAAAGUUUGGGAGCGGUGUCUGGCUACUGUUGUGAACAGGAUACUUCAAUGCGUCAGAAGUGGGGAGCCAAAUGUGGCCUCUCUAUGGCCCUCAGGACUCACCCCAGACCACACCCCUUCCUCAGCCACACCCCUUAGCAGCCCUAGUCAAAUGGAGAGACUAUUGCCACCACAGAAAGGUCCAAGGUGGGAGGAAGCGGGGAACGCUCCAUCUUCUGGCCCUCAAUGCUUUAAUCUAAGUGCAAGAACCUCCUCUCAAGAUGUUCAUUUAAAAAUCUCAGCCUCCCCUUUCCACCUCCCUUUCUUCCUACCAGUAGAAGUAUUACCGGUUGGCAGCUGGACUAGUGCAACAGGUUCUGCACCUUUUGAACCUCAGUCAGAAUGAGGGCUUUAAUCUAUAGCCCUCAAGUGAAGGAAUUCUUCCUCAUCCCAGCCUGUGUCUCACAAUAUGCAUUCACUGCCUUUCGUUUUGGUACAAGACAUGGUUGCUCCUGAGCUUAUGGGAAAUCUCCCUGCCUUGGCAAAGUAAUAAUGCACUUACAGAAUGAUGUCUUGGCUUUGCAGGCCUUGGUAACGGCACCAAUUAGGGCCAUCUUUACCUCAAGGCAAAAACUGGGAGGAGGGAAAAGCAAUCCUCUUGCAGGAAGAGGAGCACCAAUCCAAGAUGGGCAAGAAGGAUUUAGCCGGCCCCAAAGAAGGAAGAGGCCGCCUCAAUGCCAUCAGGAAUAGGAGCAGUGGGGGAUCCUGGGGAAGAACGGUGGUGCAGAAGACCCCGGGAGAGGACACAAGUAGCUCAGUUGUAUGGUGCCAACGCUUCCGGCGGUAUCGCUACCAGGAUGACAAGGGGCCCAGAGAGGUUUGCAGCCAGCUCCACCAUCUUUGCCGCCUAUGGCUGAAGCCGGAGCAGCGCACAAAGAGUCAGAUUCUGGACUUGGUGAUCCUGGAGCAGUUCCUGACCAUCCUUCCAGCGGAGAUGGAGCGCUGGGUCAGAGAAUGUGGAGCCGAGACCAGUUCCCAGGCAGUGGCCCUGGCAGAAGGUUUUCUCCUCAGUCAAGCAGAUAAGCAGCAGAAAGAGCAGCAGGAGCUGGAACUGCUUGCAGAAGUGGGCUCUGGGUUCCCCGAGACAGAGGAGGCUCCAUCAGAUAUCAGACACAGUCCACCAGGAAGAGGGGUCAUGCAGGAGACCAACAGAGGUACCACCUUACAGUAUAAUGGAAUGGUGCCAGAAAAACAUGCUCAGCCAUCUCGACUUUGUGGUAGAUGGGAAAUGGCUUCUGUGCGACCUAAACAGGGCCUGGUGACCUUUGAGGAGGUAGCUUUGAAUUUCUCUAAAGAAGAGUGGGCUCUGCUGAAUCCUGACCAGAGAGCUCUGCACAAGCAAGUCAUGGAGGAGAGCUGUGCACUCGUUGCCUCUCUUGAAGGUGACAUCCAAGAUAUGGAGAAUGAGGGAGCACUGCGUGAGAGUCAGUCCUUCGCUUCAAAAGCCAGUGGCUGCUAUGAAAUUGCAACCCAAGAGGAAAGAAACAAAACCAGCAACUGUCCUGUGUCUCCAAACAGAUCUGAUUCGAACCCAAACCGUGAAGCUCGUGGCAAAAUCCACGCAGAGGAGCAACCAUUUAAAUGCCAGGAGUGCGGGAAGAACUUUGGUUGGAGGUCACAACUCAAUAGGCACCAAAAAAUGCACACAGGGGAGAAGCCAUACAAAUGCUUGCAGUGUGGAAAGAGUUUCAGGCAGAACUUUCACCUCACUUCCCAUCUAAAAAUCCACAGAGGGGAGAAACCGCAUGAAUGCUUGGAUUGUGGGAAGAGCUUCAGUCAGAGGAAUGACCUCGCUUCUCAUCAGAGAAUCCACACAGGGGAGAAACCAUAUAAAUGCUUGGAGUGUGGGAAGGGCUUCCGUUCGAGCACCAGCCUGACUUGUCAUUUAAGGACUCACACAAGGGAGAAACCGUAUAAAUGCCUGGAGUGCGGUCGCAGCUUUGGCCAGAGCUCAUACCUAAGUAAACACAAAAGAAUUCAUACGGGGGAGAAACCAUAUAAAUGUCUGGAGUGUGACAUGAGCUUUAGUCAUAAUUCAUCCCUCACAUACCAUCAAAGAAAUCACACUGGCGAGAAACCGUAUCGGUGCUUGGAGUGUGGAAUGAGAUUCAGUCAGAGUUCGGCCCUCAUGUACCAUCAAAGAAUUCACACAGGGGAGAAACCAUAUCAGUGCUUGGAGUGCGGAAAGAGCUUCCGGGUCAGACCAAGCCUCACUUCUCAUCAAAGAAUACACACAGGGGAGAAACCUUACAAAUGUUUGGAGUGUGGAAAGAGCUUCCGUUUGAGCACAAGUCUCACUACUCACCAAAGAACUCACACAGGGGAGAAACCUUACAAAUGUUUGGAGUGUGGAAAGAGCUUCAGUGUGAGGAAAAGCCUCACCUCUCACCAAAGAACUCACACGAGGGAGAAGCCACGCAGAUGCAUCAAGCAGGGGUGGGGAGCCUGCGGCAAUUCAGAUGUUGUACCCCCAACUUCCGCCAGCGCCAGCCAUCAUGGCCAACAGUCACCGAUGAUGGGGGUUGUAGACCAACAACAUUUGGAAGGCCCCAGAUCCCCUGUCCCUAGCUCUCAGGGUAAGAAAGAGUUUCAUUAAGUAUCACAGGGCUCACUCAAGGGAGAAACCAAUAGACAUUCUUUGAGUAUGGAACAAGAUUAAUAUCAAUAAAGCCAAUAUUUUAAACUUGAGAAGCGUUGUAUAAGUGAAUGUCACAGGAGCCCUAUUUUUGUACCCUAUAUAUAUGAGAGAGAGAGAGAGAUUAGGAAGUAAUUAUGUAUACAGAUGUGUCCACAAGGAAUUGAAACUGAAAAUAGCUUUUUAUGUUCCUUUUUUUCAGAUACAAGUCAGUUCUGAAAACAAGAACUGUAGGAUUAUGCAUUAUCCCUUAUAAGCACAUAAAACAGUAUUAGUAUAUUUGUCUAACAAGUCUCCCUAUCACCAUGUUCAAAUAACAUUUAUGGACUCUGUGCCACAAAAUUUCCCAUGUGUCCUGUGGGAUUCCCCCCCCCCCCAAUACUUUGAGCCCAUUUUACCAUUUAAUCUGUUAACUUUUUCUGGCCCACUAUCCUAUUUUAAGAGCAACUUGUAGAUUUUUGAUGAUCUGUUAGUACCAGUCUUCAUAAUUAAUUCUUCAAAUGUUGUAAAAUGUCUUAGGUUGUGAUCCUAACCCCUGGCCUACACUUCUGGUGAAGGUUAGGAUCCAGUAGAUGUUCCUGUGGGCUGACAGGGUCCCACCACUAUGGAGGUCCCUGCUGUAGGCACAGAGAGCAGAGCAGAGGCAAUGCCACCAUCAUCUCAAGGAAAUGGCUAUUAUGCCUGGUCCAGCUCCCAGAAAGGGGCCUGAUGUGGACAUCUCUUCUGUGACAGAAAAAGGAGAAGGUAUACCCAUCAUCACCCUGGCUAGUAUAAACUGCAAGGCUUCAAAUAAGGUGGUGGCAUAAGCUGCUUCUCCCUGGGCAGAGAUUGGAUUGAUCUCUGCAGUGUCAAUUUGCUCAGUGAUCCAAUUAAUGCAAUUUGCAAUACAUAAUAUAACGCAAUACAGAUGACAGCUUUUUUUUCUUUUUAUCCCGCACAUUUCUCCACUUUAUUUCUUGGCUUUUUCUUGUUCUAAACAAUUUUUGAUAAGACACUUAUCAUUUGUUAAUUUGCUGAGUCAGUAUCUCAGUUGAUAAAUGUUGAAAUGAAGUGAAAAAUCUUCAGGCAAUUUGGCCUGAAACAGAUACAGCUUCUCACAUUGUUUUUUAAGAUUUCCAGUUGCCAUUUGUUUGUUUGUGUGUGUGUGUGUGUUUGUGUGUGUGUGUGUGUGUGUGUGUGUGUGUGUGUGUGUGUUGCUCUUAUUUGUUAAUCUUAUGGGAUCAGAUCACCACCACAGAUACCCUAUAAUCUUUUUUUUCCUGGAAUCUGCUGCCAUUUAUAUCCAUAUUUUCUGCUUUUACUUUAUUCAAUGCAUAUUACACUAAACAUCCAGAUUCAGUUGCAAGUUUCACUAAUUCUGUUAAAGAUCGUAUAGGUUCUGUAAAUGUUAAAACUAUAUAUUAAACAUAAGAAUAUGAGUCCCUCCCAAUUUCUGUUCAUCUUUGCACCUCUUUUUAUUUUAUUCUCUUACUGUAAUUGCUAAUGUUUCCAGAGCUAGAAUGUAUAAAGAAGUAGAGAAGGGACAACAACCUUGUCUUUUUCCUUUUAUAUACAUAAUGACCUAUAGGCCACAGGUAUUCCCAGGCAGCAAAAUGAAUUGGAGGUUGCAGUUCUUAUUUUAUUACUAGCAUAGAACCCUAGAGUUGGAAGAGACCACGAGGACCAUCCAGUCCAACCCCCUGCCAAGCAGGAAACACCAUCAAAGCAUUCCUGACAGAUGGCUGUCAAGUCUCUGCUUAAAGACCUCCAAAGAAGGAGACUCCACACUCCUUGGCAGCAAAUUCCAUUGUCGAACAGCUCUUACUUGAGCAAAAUCCAGGGGAUUUGUUUUUCUCCUUUGAAAAAAGGCUGCAUUCCCAUGCAGUUUAAUGACGUUUCUCAACUUGAGGCCCAAUCGAGGCCUUCAUAAUGGGGCUUACACGGACAUUUGGAAAUUGCUGCAUAAACGUUGCAGAACUGAAUUUUAAGAUCAGAAGAGUGAGAAAGAGACAGUUGUGUUCAUUACUAUUUGAUAAUAUGCUUGUACAUGUGUAAAGGUAAAAAAUGUAAAGGACACCUGGACGGUUAAGUCCAGUCAAAGGCAACUAUGGGGUUGCAACACUCAUCUCGCUUUUCAGGCCGAGAGAGCCACCGUUUGUCCACAGACAGCUUUCCAGGUAAUGUGGCUAGCAGGACUAAACUGCUUCUGGCACAAUGGAACACUGUGACGGAAACCAGAGUGCACAGAUACGCCAUUUACCUUCCCGCUGGAGCACUACCUAUUUAUCCACUUGCACUGGCAUGCUUUCGAACUGCUAGGUUGGCAGGAGCUGGGACAGAGCAAUGCGAGUUAACUGUGUCAUGGGAAUUCGAACUGCCUACCUUCCAAUCGGCAAGCCUUCUAUACGCAUGUGUGUAUGUUUGUGUAUACACACACACACACCACCUCUCAUGCCCCCACUACCCACUACUCAGGCCUUCAUUUAACAACAUACGGUACUUCUUAGUUCUUGGAUUGCUGAACUGAGACUUUCCCCUAGAUGGUGCCAUAGCCAUGUUCAGAAUUCUCGUAAAACCAGGAAAACCAAAAUGCCUUCAUCAGGGCGGCCAACUUUUCAUACCAAGUGGGCUGCAUGGGCAUAGCCUGAGGGGAGCAGUGCAUCCCAAAUCCUAAAAAAUGAUUGAAAAGCAUUUAAAAGACUCAAUUAACUGAGGUUUUGCGCCCCCCCCCGCAAAAGUUUGUCUCCCCCUAACAAAAGCCAGCCCUCUGUAAUGUCCGCUUUGGGGGGGUGUAUUUUUACACAUGAUCUUUUUGCCCCACCCAACAAGAAUCCUGGCUACAGCUAUGAUGGGCCAGAGUAGUUAUUCGACAUGGAGCCCCCGGGCAGCACACUGUCUUGUCACACCAGUGGUGGGUGGGAGCGAGACCAUAUUUGAAAUCUAACCCAGCCCUCCUGCCACCUUCCCAAAGCGGGCUAAGCAAGGAGCUGGGCUUUGGGAAGGAGGCAUAACGCCUCUGACAGGGUCCUAGAGUCCUUCUUCCUCCUCUGGAAAGAUCAUUGCUCUGCCAACUCAUGCCUCUGGCUCACCACUAGAAUGUGGCUCCCAGAAAGCUCCCCAUGGGGCGAUAUGGCCCUUGACCCCAAAAUUUUCCCCAACCCUGGUUUAAGGGAAUAACAACUUACAGCUGACCAUGUUGUGUCUGUUUUUAGAAGGGGGAGAUUCUGUCUUCAAAAACAGACACCCAUUGUGCUAUAUGGAGUUUGCCUCCCAACAAGCUGGUUAUGAACACACCAGAUUAAGACAGAAUCUGCUCUGCCUGUCAACAUAGCUGCGUGUGUGCAUAUACACACACAGACAGAAAGACAGACAGACACACACACACACAGGUUUAUUGCAGUGAGCUUCUGCUGCUGCUAUGACCUACUUUGAUUAUUAUGAAGGAUGUGUGCGCACAUGCGCAAGACCCCUUUGCAAGCACGGGGCGUGUGAAUUAUUCAUGCUCAGCCCAUGUUAAUGCAGGAUUUAAACAAUCUCGUCUAUAAUUCAGAGGGCAGGGUGCUCCCACGGUUGGCUCUAGUGGUCCCCAGGGGUCAUUCACGCUUAGGUGAGCAAAGCUGAGUACUGUGGCUGGUUUUGACAGACAGGAGCGGAGGGGGAAACGAUUCAGCAGGAAUCAAUGCAGAGACUGAGCAGGUGCUUGUGGGGAGAGAAGCCACUGGAGUAAAAAGAAAGGAAGUGGGAGGCAACAUUUUCAGGGAUAGGGAACCUGUGGCCCUCCAGGUAUCGUGCGUCUACAACAGGCACCCCCAAACUUUGGCCCUCCAGAUGUUUUGGCCUACAACUCCCAUGAUCCGUAGCUAACAGGACUAGUGGUCAGGGAUGAUGGGAAUUGUAGUCCAAAACAUCUGGAGGGCCGAAGUUUGGGGGUGCCUGGUCUACAACACCUAUCAUCCUUGACCUCCAGCUGUGCUAGCUGAUUCAGUGAUGGCAACUGGAGUUCAACAACAGCCACAGGUACCCCACCUGUGUGAAGGGACAGAGGGUGUAACCAUUGCUCAGCAGAAGAACAUAUGCUCUAGGCACCUUCAGUUAAAAGCACAAGGGAGCAGGUAUAGGAGAUUUCUGCCCAAGACCCUGAAGAGCUGUUGUUGCUUAAGAGUCUGCAGACAAUGCCUAGAUGGGCAAAGAAGCUGGUAAGGGUAAAAGGUAAAGGACCCCUGGAUGGUUAAGUCCAGUCAAAGACUAUGAUGGGGUUGUGGUGCUCAUCUUGCUUUCAGGCCGAGGGAGCUGGCGUUUGUCCACAGACAGCUUUCCGGGUCAUGUGGCCAGCAGGACUAAAACUGCUUCCGACGCGAUGGAAACCAGAGUGCACGGAAACACUGUUUACCUUCCUGCCACAUCGGUAUCUAUUUAUCUACUUGCACUGGCAUGCUUUCGAACUGCUAGGUUGGCAGGAGCUGGGACAGAGCAAUGGGAACUCACCCUGUUGCGGGGAUUCAGACCGCUGACCUGAUCGGCAAGCCCAAGAGGCUCAGUGGUUUAGAGCAGUGCUCCCCAACCUUUUUAUCGCCGCGGACCAGUCAACGUUUGAUAAUUUUACUGCGGCCCGCUGAGGGGGGGCGUUGAUUGUUUCGUGGCCCGCUGAGGGGGGGGGCAUUGAUUAUUUAUAUUUUAUUUAGAUUGUUUUGAUUUAAUAAUUUUAAUUUAAUUGUAUUUAAUGUUCCUUGGGCGGACCGGUACCAAUUGAUCCACGGACCGGUACCGGUCCGUGGCCCGGGGGUUGAGGACCACUGGUUUAGAGCACAGCGCCACCAGCUGGCAUAAGUUGUCUUGCAUAUAUGGGAUGGGCUUGGCUCUAGUACAUAACAUGUUCCAACUGCAAAUGUCCCCCAUUUGACUACUGCUAGCAUCAACAGGUAAGGCUGGGGAAAAUACCUGUCAUACUCCAGAGUGCUGCCACCACUCAAUGCAGGCAAUGCUGAGACUAAUAACACAUGCCAGGUACAGGACAGCUUCCUAGAAACCAAAGGGCAGCCAAGUCGAUUUCUUGAAGGAGCUUUGUCAGGAAAGGUGACCCACAGACUAUAGUUCACUCCUUCCAAUAUAGCCCUUAUUUCAUAACACAGGCAGAAUAAAUGGAGACCUCCAUGUUCCAUGGUUUGUACUUUCAUUUUUUUAAAAAAAUGUUCUCAUGCCCAAAUAAUCUGGAGCAGGUGUGGGGAACCCUUGGCCUUCCAGAUGUUGCUUGAGCUCUUUGGAGGAAAAGUGAGAUAUAAAUGCAAUAAAUCAUCACCAUCAUCAUCCCUAGUCAUCAUUGGAUGUCCCUCACUGACACACAAGAUCAAGUGAAACCAAAAGCUAGACACGUUGCUCUAGCUCCAAGAAGAAGACCAUCACCACUCAGAAAAAAAUAUUUUUUGCCUUUCUGGCAAAAGCCUAGCACUGUAAGAUGGCAGGUGGCAAGUCAAUUAUGGCUCAGGAUUGCAAUACCUCAAGGACUGCUUCUCCAUAUGAACCUAUUCAGACCCUGCAACAUGAAAACGGGUCUGUUCUGCAGUGGCUGCCCCUUUGUGAAAUGCUCUCCCCAGGGAGGUUUGGCUAGUACCUUCAUUAUGCACCUUUAGUCACUAGGCGAAAAACAUUCCUCUUCAAUCAGGCUUUUGGCUGAGUAGCACCAUAUACUUCUUUUGAAUAUGUUUGUGGAAGGGGUUAUUGGGCUGUGUGUUGUUUUUUGGUUCCUAUUUUUAUUAUGCAUUUUGUGCUUUUAUAUUGCAUUUUAUGUUGUCAACUGCCUUGAGAUAUAUUAAUAAUUUCCCUUCUGUUUGCUUACACACAGAUCAUGGAAGGUCUUUGCCAGAAAAGGGCCUGUUCUUAGAUACGACUUGGGAUUUUUGCUCCAAUUGCUGCCUUGCCUUCCUCUCAUAAGCAAUGAUGUCCCUCUGGCUUCAGAUUUAGCAAAAGGGUAGGGAAUGUGGAGAAGAUAACCAAAAGUUAGAGAGAGGUUUAACUAGGGGCCCUUGGCAAGGAAUCAUAGAAUUGGAAGAAACCACAAGGGCCAUCCAGUCCAACCCCCUGCCAAGCAGGAAACCUGUCAAGCAGGAGUUGUAUGGGCAGUGCCCCCUGAAAAGAAAAAGCCACUUUACCACAGUAGAAAUUAGAAAUUAUUACUACAUUUUACACAAUCCAGGUAAUUGAAACGUCCAGAGGGAGGGCAAGGAGAGGAUGAAAGGCAAAAAAAUAAAAUAAAAAAUUGUGUGGCUUUGUGCCAUGGUGCGAGGAGGACAGGAAGCUUUUUCCAUGCCUGAUUUCGCUGCAAUAGCAGUGCUAUGUCGCCAUCUUCCCAUAGUCAGAAAGGUGAUUUUUUACACCCUGUGCCUAUGGCAGGGACUCUGCCAACAGCAGCAAGGGUAAGGGGGCAGAUGGAGAGGCCACCUCCCAGCAGCCAAGAAGGAAUACAGCCAAAGUCAAGAUCAGCCAGCCUACACCAGACAGCAGGGUUGCAAGCCCAGGUCUCAUCAAACACAGCCAGAAGAAUCCAGUGACCGAUGCUUCCGAUAACAUGGAGAAUACAUAGAUGUCUGGGUUUGAAUGUUGAAAUAGUUUGUAUCUGGAAGAGACAAUGUCUGCUUUGUGCUUUCUUCUCCGUGUAUGGAUUUGGGAAAGGGGCCGUGUAGUUUUACCUGCAUUUGCGGAAACACCUCCACCCUGCCUGCAACCUCCCCUCCCUAGUCCUGCCCACUAGGGAGACACCUGCACUGCAGGAAGGGGGAAGGGGAAGAGUUAUUUGGUGCUGGGGAGAAUGUCGCUUGGCUGAGCAGUCGUUUCAACAUGAACGGUUUACUUAUCAUUUAUUCAUGAAAACAGUCCCUGCCUUUUGGUGACGGCGGAGCAUCUUGCCCCUCUAAUGGAACAGGUGCAUCCACACAGCAGGCAAAAAGGGAAGACCAUUCACCCCUCCAGAGGUGCCAAAUUGGUGGGCAGCGUAAGAGAGGAGGCCCUUGGUCAUGGCAGCUUGGGCUUCGAUGCAAGCACACCACAAAGCAAAGAGGACAGGGACAGCAGAUGACUGGGGACGUGUCAGGCGGCUAUAAAACACAAAAGUGGGAUUCA
Molecule: messenger RNA, 10927 nt
Organism: Zootoca vivipara (common lizard)
Lineage: Eukaryota; Metazoa; Chordata; Lepidosauria; Squamata; Lacertidae
Source: RefSeq, a predicted model, not a curated record